Molecule: messenger RNA, 1101 nt
Organism: Hibiscus syriacus
Lineage: Eukaryota; Viridiplantae; Streptophyta; Magnoliopsida; Malvales; Malvaceae
Product: BURP domain-containing protein 3-like
Exons: 2
Coding region: 43-879 (278 amino acids)
Source: RefSeq, a predicted model, not a curated record
ACGGAGAACAAAGGUGAAAGGGUGGACAAAUUUGAAGAAAGAAUGGGCAAUGAAUUUGUUACUUGCAUCUUCCUUCUACUUUUUCUCACGCUUGAUCCUGGUGUAUCCUCCAAUGUUCUGCGACUCCCCAGCAUGGAUUUGGUUGAUCAAAAAGAAGACGAUGGUCAUUCCUCAUCACACUUCCACAUGAAUACAGUAAGCCUGGCCAAUUAUGAUCCCACGUUUACUGUCAUGAAGGAUAUUCAGGUCGGGAAAACGAUACCAGUCUCUUUUCCCUACAUAAAAGAUCUAUCCCCUUACCAAUUCCUUCCAAGAGAAAAAACCCAUCACAUUCCUUUCUCAUCCAAGGCCAUUCCCGAGCUUCAUCGAUACUUCUCCGUCUUCCCUGGUUCCAAGCAAGCCACGGCAAUAGAGCAGACUCUUAAGUUCUGUGAGAGGGAUCCCCCCGCAGGAGAGGCCACGGCCUGUCUUACCUCUUUCGAAUCCCUGACCAAUUAUGCCCGUGGCAUCAUCGGAUCUGACUCGGACAUCCGUAUCGUAAGAUCGUCUCUUAUUUCGAGCUCGACUCCAACUCUCCAAAACUAUACUAUAAUGGAAUCGAAAGAGAUAUUAACUGGAAAGGUGAUACCAUGUCAUGCAGAGCCAUAUCCUUAUGCAGUGUACUAUUGCCAUUUCCAAGUGAAUACUGAUAACAAAUUGUUCAUGGUUUCCCUCAGAGGUGAGAACGGUGAUUGGGUGGAUGCCGUUUUCCUUUGUCACAUGGAUAGCUCCCCAUGGAGUGUCGAGAGUAAAGCACUCAUUCGUCUGGGGCUUAAUCCAGGGGAAUCCGAAGUUUGCCACUUCUUCCCUGCAUAUGAUCUAGUGGUGGUUCCCCAGUGAAUAGUAAAAAGUUUAUAUUACAAAUAAGUAAUUAAAGUAUACCAUUUUUCAUCCAAGUAUCUAAAAUAUUUUUUGUCAAAGUAAGUAAUUAAACUUAUCCUUUUGGUCAAAAUAAGUACCUAAAAUAUUUGUUGGUCAAAAUAGGUACUUAAAGUAUUUAAUCUUUUUCAUCUAAGUUGUAAAACAGUUGACACAUGACAUUAAUUAAAGAAUAUUUUAGGU